Messenger RNA from Prorocentrum cordatum, 1031 nucleotides. The record is from the annotation of a GenBank genome assembly. Lineage: Eukaryota; Dinophyceae; Prorocentrales; Prorocentraceae.
CUGGGGUCCCAACCAGUUCAGACCUCCUGGCUCCGAGGCGGGAAUUCAUACAUAACCACCGCCUGGAGGGUUAGUUUUCGGAGCCUCGGCAGGCGGUGGAUAUGGACACAUUCGGGCCCCCGGGGGCCGAAAUACGUCCAUGUCCACCGCCCGCUGGGGCACCAGGACGUCGGUUCCCCGGCGGUGGAUAUGGAUAAGUCCCCCCUUCGCACUGGCCGCCUCCAAGAGGAGACCCGCUGCCCUGGGCAGCCGCGCGGGGGGAGCGCGGCGCCGCCAAGGAGCGGAGCUGCAGGCGUUCCGCGAGCCUGGUCCCGGCGAGGCGCGCUGGCCUCGGCGGCGGGCCGCGCGUGCCCGGCGCGGCCUCCGGGCGCGUGCGCCCCGUGCCCGAGCACGGCGCCCCGCAGCCGGGAGAGGCCACGGGCGUUGAAGCAGCGUCGCCGCCCAGCGAUCAAUGGCAGCUGACCCACGCAGACUGCAGGCGCCGUUUCGCACGCAGUUCCUCACGCUGGCGUAUCUGCUCCUGCAGUGGAGCGUGCCGCUGCCAGGGAGGUCCUGCUGCUGGCCGCACGGUGCUCUGUAUGCCUUAGACAGGGCGCGGGACGAGCUCAGCCGCCAGCCGUGCAACAAGCAGCACGAUGGUUUUUUGAGCGCCCAGUGUGAGAGUUGUGGGUUGAUGAUGCAGGGCGAGAUGUGCUGCGAUUUUUGCAACUCUGGUGACAAUGUGGCAUCCUCGAGCGGCAUAGUAGACGGGCGACCAGUCAGCUAAUCCAAGAGCAGUUGAAUAGAAUGCAAAUCGCCUCCCGCUUGGCCUGCAGCAGAGUGCUCUUCUAGCAACUAUGAUGGCACAAGUUGUUGCCCCCCCCCCCCCUCCCUCUCCCCCCGCUCGUCGGCCUCCUUCCUCCCUCGCCUCCACCACUUAGGCCAGCGAGCUGUUUCAAGAUCCCAACGGCCCCGUGAUUUUUUUGUAAGUCUGGGACGCGCUUCAGUAUAUCAGAGUGAGGGGGCUGAACGGUCAUUCACUGUCCCUGGGU